CCGACAGCUGGGAAAGACCGAUAAACUUUGAGCGGACCCGGAGAAAAAUCCCUCUUUGUGGUGAGGGCCCUCUUGAGUGGUGGCGGAACUGGGCUCUGUGCGCCGGGAAAGGGAAGUGGAGAGCUCAGGUAAGGAAACAAAUGAAAAAGCCUCAUUGCUAUAGACAUACUCCUGUUAUCUCUGGGUUUGUGAUCGAGUCAUAUUCUGCAUUAUUCAUGGCAAGCUGCAGCCCUUGAAUGUACAAACCAACAGGAAGAGAUGAAAGGUCUCUGAAAGAAGAUGAAUUUGGCUGAGAUUUGUGACAAUGCAAAGAAGGGAAGAGAAUAUGCACUUCUUGGAAAUUAUGACUCAUCAAUGGUAUAUUACCAGGGGGUGAUACAGCAGAUUCAGAGACAUUGCCAGUCAGUCAGAGACCCAGCUGUCAAAGGCAAAUGGCAACAGGUUCGGCAGGAAUUAUUGGAAGAAUAUGAACAAGUUAAAAUUAUUGUCAGCACUUUGGAAAGUUUUAAAAUUGAUAAGCCCCCAGACUUCCCUGUGUCCUAUCAAGAUGAACCAUUUAGAGAUCCUGCUGUUUGGCCACCCCCUGUACCUGCAGAACACAGGUAUUUCUCUUACCCUCUGGGAAGGAAAAAUAUGCAAGAUGGCUCAAAUGAUGGUGACUUUCCAAAAUUUGAUGGUGCUGGAUAUGACAAGGAUCUGGUGGAAGCCCUUGAGAGAGACAUUGUAUCCAGAAAUCCUAGCAUUCAUUGGGAUGACAUAGCGGAUCUGGAAGAAGCUAAGAAGUUACUGAGGGAAGCUGUUGUUCUUCCAAUGUGGAUGCCUGACUUUUUCAAAGGGAUUAGAAGGCCAUGGAAGGGUGUGCUUAUGGUCGGCCCCCCAGGCACUGGUAAGACCAUGCUGGCUAAAGCUGUUGCCACUGAAUGUGGCACAACAUUUUUCAACGUCUCCUCUUCUACACUGACAUCUAAAUAUAGGGGUGAAUCUGAGAAGUUAGUCCGUCUAUUGUUUGAAAUGGCUAGAGUUUAUGCCCCCACCACGAUCUUCAUCGAUGAGAUAGAUUCUAUCUGCGGCCGAAGGGGAACCUCCGAUGAGCACGAAGCAAGCCGCAGAGUCAAGUCGGAGCUACUCAUUCAAAUGGAUGGAGUUGGAGGAGCCCUAGAGAAUGACGAUCCUUCCAAAAUGGUCAUUGUGUUGGCUGCUACGAACUUCCCGUGGGACAUUGAUGAAGCUUUGAGGAGGAGGUUAGAGAAAAGGAUAUAUAUCCCUCUCCCAACAGCAAAAGGAAGAACUGAGCUUCUGAAGAUCAAUCUUCGGGAGGUUGAAUUGGAUCCUGAUAUUCAACUGGAAGAUAUAGCAGAGAAGAUUGAGGGCUAUUCUGGUGCUGAUAUAACUAAUGUUUGCAGGGAUGCCUCUUUAAUGGCAAUGAGACGGCGAAUCAAUGGCUUAAGUCCAGAAGAGAUCCGUGCACUUUCUAAAGAGGAGCUUCAGAUGCCUGUUACCAAAGGAGACUUUGAAUUGGCUCUUAAGAAAAUUGCUAAAUCUGUCUCUGCUGCAGACUUGGAGAAGUAUGAAAAAUGGAUGGUUGAAUUUGGAUCUGCUUGAAUUUCUGUCAGCUCUUUCAUUUCUGAUAUUUUUGUUCAUAAAAUCGAAGAAAUCCUGCAAUUUUUUUGAAAAGUGGCUUGGAGCUUUUCAUGGAAGAGCUUUUCAUUUAAAGGAAAAAAAUCUAAAAUCACCAAAAGUGUAAAUGUAGUUGAAAAAUAGGAAAAGAUUACAUAGAGAGCCUGCUAGUCUCCAUCACCUGACUUUGUGCUGGUAUUUCACAUAUUUAUGCAUUAAUAUUACUCCCCAAACCAGCGUGUCAGGGAGGCUAAAGAAAGCAAUCAGUGUGCUACUGGAGACACUUGUUUACAAAAGAUUUAGAAGGACCUCUAUUUCUUACUUGUUUGUCAUUCUUUGUAUUUUUCUGGUCUUUGCUGUGAACGUGAGGGACCUAUAUAUGUUGACUUUUAACAUCAAAACUGGGUUUGUGUCAAAUCAUUAUUUAUUCUUGAGAAUGAUAGUUUGGAUUGAAUAGUGAAUUUGCUAGUUAAACCUUUCGAAUUCAACUAUUACUGUUAGAUCCUACCAUAGAGCUCAGAGUUUUUAGCCUCCGCCCACCAUUUCUUCCAUUAGCUGUUAUUGAACUUCAUGUCAGAGUAGCCUCAGGCUUUUAGUUUUUGAAUCAUUUGCCAAGUUGUUUUUCUGGUCUUUAGUAUUUUUUUGCUGUUACUUACAUUUCAUAUUGGAAGGGCAGGAAGAAUAAUAUGAUUGCAUAAGAUACACUUCUUCAUUCUUAGACCUUUACGUUUGUUUUCACUUUUCUUUCCAUGUGUCCAAACAGAUAACCUAAUUUUUUUUUCUCAGCUCCAACAUUGUUUGGUUUUUGCUGAAUUUGACUUUCGUAUUCUAAAUAAAUACUUUGGUAUUUGAAAUAAGCCAGCGCUCUUGUGGCUAAUACAAAACAAACAAAACAAAACCUUUAUAGUUUUCCAGACAGCUUAUUUAACAAAAUAACAUUGUACAUAAUGAAUGAUAUUAUUUUAAAAUUAUUUCUUGUCUGAGUUGGUAACUUGUACACAUAGUAAGAUUAGGAUAGAAAUCGGUCUCGCCAUUCAGUUCAGCACGAAUUAGACAACAGAAAAAGGCCAGAAAAAACAGAUGGCAUAUACCUAAUCAUGUGUAGAGUAGCCUGGUGUAAAAUUAAAAAUAAGUAAAUAUUUACCCUAUUUUGUUUGGGCUACCUGUGCUUUAAUGGUCAAGCUUUUAAAAAUUUGUCUUUGAUGAUAUCCUGAAUUCUCAAUUUUGGACAGCACCAAUAGGUGACUUAAAACUAAAAAUAAUAGAAAAAAACAAAAAACCUUUUGGACACUUAAAAAACAACUUAGUAUCUUGCUUAAGUGAUUUUUUUCCCCCUUUACUAAAAACGAAUUUUCAGAUAACUUUAAACUCCAGUAUUCAUCUAAUGCUGUAUGUAAGUCAUCACCAUUUCCUCUGAGGCAUAUGAGUUAAAGUCAUAAGGCAUCACUUUUAUUUUAAUUGCAAUUAUUCAUUUUACUUUAGGAGAAGUUUUCUUUUAUUCAUGAACUUUUUAAAUAAAGGAAUAAUCACACUAAGAUAAUCUUACAAAUAUUGCCAUCCAGUAACUUAUUUUUUUUCCCUGAAGUACUAGGGGCAUUCAUUAAAACAUUAGUGUUUUGUUUACCAGCAACUUGUUUGUAUAUUUGAUUAGUUAGAUUAAGUUUUCUAAGGCUUUGUGUUAUUUGUCUUGACAUACAUUCCAUUUUUUUUUCCUGAAUUCUUCAAGGAUAAUAACAUGGUAACUGUGACUUCUAAAAAUUCGCUUAAGCAGUAUUUGGAGACCCAGCUUCCUGGAAGCCUAUCUUUACUAUGUUAAGUAAGUCAGGUGUGUUUUUUAUUUCCCUUGUUUCUCAUUUUGCUCCAUCAGUGGAUGGUGAAAGGAUCCUGAGGAUCUCCCUCAGGUGUUCUCUCUACCCUUUACUGUACAUCAUAUGUCUUUAUUGCAGGACAGUAUGUUGCCUUACCUGGAAUGAGAGAAUCAGUGUGCUUUGCUUAGUUUCACUUUUUCUGUGUUGCAUUAACAAGUUAGAAAGAUUUGGUGUCUUUAAUUCGUCUGAAAACAUGAAUACUUUGGGUUCUGCAACACAGUGAUGUCAAGACUAAGUUUUGUAUAAUUCUGUCUCAUAGAUGUCUGAGCAGAUAGUUCCUUCAUUCAGUCGACUUGCAUUGGUUGCUUAUGUGUAUAAAAGCCAGAGCAGGGGGAGCUCUGUAGUUCAGUGUUGGACCAGGCAGUGCAGGUCCAACUAGGCACUUUAUGUAACUGCACUAUGUAGCCUCUGGCCCCAGCUAACUAAAUAGUUCAGAUCAUAAAUGGAGAGGCACAGUGAUCUAUGUGUACUUUGGAAAGAUAAAAUAUAUGUUUUCCUCUAUUUAAAAUCUGUUUUAAAAUUAGAACUGAUAUCCAUUUGUUUGACCAAUAUAACUAUUAAUACAGUCAGCCAUUUUCAUGAAACAUCAUUGUCAUUCCCCAGGCUACAUGUUUGUUGUAAAGACGUACACAUGUGAUUGUGGUAAACAUGUAUACAUGUUACAUGCAUAUUGUAAGUAUUUUGCUCUCAUAAUUCCUUUAUUUUUUUAAAGGAAAUUAAUAUUGAUGAAAUGUACCUGACAAGCAACUCUUUAACAUAGGCUGAAACCUCCUAGUCAUCCAAGUAGAAAAUAGACUUAUGGCAUCACAGACUUUAUCUUCUAGUCAUUAGCAGUGUAGGCACUCCAGAAUGACCAAAACACACUUUGGGCUUGGACCUGUACCUCCAAAAAUGCCAAGAGAACUUGGAAGAGGAAAUGUGUUGUGGUCUAGCCACCUAACUGGGGGCUUCAUUUGAGCUCCUGAGAUUGCAAUUUUUAUGAUGGGCUAUCUGACUGUCAAGAGUAGGGUGAAGCCAUAAUUCAAAAAGUAAGCGUGCAAAUAUCUGGUGAAUCUACUAUGAACAAACAUCCUGAUACAUCAGGAAAAAAAUAUGUGUAUACAUAUGUGUAUAAUUGUCACUCUUUGACUUUAUUAGGUGUAGCCUGACUCUGUUGAACAUGAAAUUAUUGAUACUCUAGGUUUUGAACAGCUUGGAUUUGUUUGGAUUCCUUCCUUGGAAGUUUCUGUAUACGCCGUCAAUCCAUAAAACAGAACCCAGUUGGCACAGUUAGGUCUCAGUACCCCCACUCUCACCUGGGGUGAAGUGAGGACAGGUAGCUGCUCUGUGUUGUGUGGGCUUCGGCCCCCUCAGUAUUGUUUUGAUCAUCGAGUCUUUUUUGCAUAAGGGUAGAUUCCCACUCUUACUUUACUACCGAUAAAUCGCCUUAGGGUGUGUAUCCUGCAAGAUAGGCCAUAAAUGGUUAAGGAUGUUUGCUGGCCUUUUCUAAGAAAGGGCCUAAGCUUAUAUGAGGAAACAGUAGUAAUUAUUCUUUUAACAUUUUUUCUAUCUUUUGUUCCUUAACUGUUUUCAUUGUGUAUUUUUUACAUACCACUUAAGUUGUGAUGUACAUAAUAUUUAUGUGAAUCUAAGAAUCUGAAACAAUAGGAAAGAGUAGGAAUUACAAUUAAGGGCAUGUUAGAGGAAAAAAUAUUUAAACCCCCAAAAGUUUUAUUCUCACCUCUGCUAAUUAUUUUUGCAGUGGAAGCUAAAACCUCUGUUAUAAUUAGUUUACUUAUUUGUACUUUUAAAUUAGACUUUUCGUAUUUACUUAAUUUUUCAAGAAUACUUGCUUUUAAUAUUAGCUCUUAAUGAAGAAACUGAGUAUUUUAAAAAUAAAAUUACUGAGAUAAUAUGUUUUUAAACAUUCACAAUAAUUCUUUGAAUUUUUAUUAGGAUUUUUGGCUCGGACAAUUCUUUGCUUUAUUGAUACUUCUAAAUUUCCAGGUGACUUGUUAAUAAAAACAGGAAAGAUAUUAAGGUAAUGUCACAAAAUGUGUUCCUAUUUUACCUUCCUCAUUUCUUAGUUGACCUUAUUUUAUAUAUACAUAAAUAACCCGGGCAUGGGUUUCUCACCAGCGGCAUAUCGGUUUUUGUACAUUUGGAAAUUUGGCACAACGAAUGAAGAACUAAUCUAGAUGUUUCCUUCCUAUAGAAGGGCUUCCGUUUUACCUUUAAGUUCAAAACUAUAAAAUGCACUUUUGUUUUACCACCUGUGAAAUAACUAAAUACGUCCUUUGGAAAACCUGAAUUUUUGCACAUGUUACUUUCAGAGUCUACCUCGGUUACCCAGGCUUAGUUUUAGGCAGGAAUGAAGUAAAACCAUAUUUAAAUUCAGUUCAUCAUCUAUGCAGAUUUGUUCCAGCACUUCAUUCUCUUUCCUCUUGCUCUCCUCCCAUUAAUUUUGUUUUUAACCCUGAAACUAAAAAAAAAUGUUUGUCACUCUUCCUCUGGCAAAGCCAUAUAUUCCAUAUUAAGCCUCUGUGAAGUGUCUGAGUUGUUCUUCCCCUCUUUGUUUGAGCCACUUCAUUAUUUGGAUGUAUUGCACUUCAAGGGACAGUUUCAAACACAAUACACAUCCCCCUAUUUUUCACAGCUUCAUAAAUACGAACUGAUGUGACAACAGUAAAAAUCUUGGAACCCAACUGUUCCUGUGCCCAUUCUCUAAGAACCUAAGAACUUCAUGAAGACACUCAGGAGUGGACACAUAGCUCUUCCUCCAGUGGUGCAGGUAGCAGACAGUCUAGGUUAACGUUGUGUGGAUGUGAUGUCCGGUGAGACCACUGCAUGUGGCCCUGGUUUGUAAGCGUGUGGUUGAGAUUCUGGAUUCAGUGUUUGUCUCCAGUAUUUUGAACCUAAUUUAAAGAAAAGAUUUUUCUAAAUUGUAUUUAUUAAAUGUGCUCUUCUGAUUACGUUUUGUGCUGCUACUGUGCUAGUCUCAAGAGCUUAGUCAUGUUUGUGCGUAGGUUGUAAUUUGGUAAUAAAUUUCUAGAAGGUU
Molecule: messenger RNA, 6522 nt
Organism: Manis javanica (Malayan pangolin)
Lineage: Eukaryota; Metazoa; Chordata; Mammalia; Pholidota; Manidae
Source: RefSeq, a predicted model, not a curated record